Molecule: messenger RNA, 744 nt
Organism: Alternaria atra
Lineage: Eukaryota; Fungi; Ascomycota; Dothideomycetes; Pleosporales; Pleosporaceae
Exons: 2
Coding region: 1-744 (247 amino acids)
Biological process (GO): protein depalmitoylation
Cellular component (GO): cytoplasm
Molecular function (GO): carboxylic ester hydrolase activity; palmitoyl-(protein) hydrolase activity
Source: RefSeq, a predicted model, not a curated record
AUGACGACCGAAAGGAAACCACCUAUUAUAAUCCCACCCACGUCUCCACCGAGCGACAUCACCAAGUCCGCCGCCUUCAUCUUCAUCCAUGGCCUCGGUGACGAAGCCGAAGGGCUAGAAAACGUCGCCAACCAAUUUCAGUCCGCGGGCAAACUACCGUACAUGUCUUGGGUCAUUCCCAACGCUCUAGAAAACCACGACCUAGCAACCACAGCCUGGUAUAUCCCCACACGCCUCUCUCCUUACCCGCCAUCCCGACCCGAGCUCGAAGAUGACGAAGACGAAGAGGGUAUGAUGGCUACAGUAUCUUACAUUACGACACUGGUCGAUGAUCUGGUUAAACAGGGCAUUCCGACGGAUCGAAUCAUCCUGGGAGGUUUCUCGCAAGGCCAUGCUAUGGCACUCUUGACUGGCCUGGUAUCAAAGUACACUGCAAAGCUUGGAGGAUUGGUUGGAUUGUCCGGAUAUCUCCCGCUGGCAGAUCAAAUACCUAAGCUGAGAGAGCGGUCCGGAUUGCCGAAAGAGGUGAGUGCAAACAGCGAGAUAUUUCUGGCAAGAGGAACAGGCGACAGACUGGUGCCGAAGCGGUAUCAUCGUAUGUGUUACGAAGGGUUAUGUAAACUUGGUAUCGAGGAAGAGAAGGUGACAGUAAAGGAAUAUGAAGGAAUGGGGCAUGUAAUGGGCGCGGCUGAGCUUCGAGACUUGUGUGCUUGGUUGGAGAAGGUGAUACCUGAGAUGGACUAA